Miscanthus lutarioriparius is the source of this 591-nucleotide messenger RNA. Lineage: Eukaryota; Viridiplantae; Streptophyta; Magnoliopsida; Poales; Poaceae. The record is from the annotation of a GenBank genome assembly.
AUGGCGCCAUGGGAGGGGAAGGCAGCGCGGGAGGCCGCUGCCGGAGGGGAAGGCGCCGCCGGCCUUGCGCUGCUCGUCCUGGCGGCGCACGGCGGCCUAGAAGACGGCGAGGAAAUCGCGGCCGCGGGCAUCGAGGAUCGCGUUGCGGUCCUUGAAGGGCCGCUCGAGCGUGCGGAUUUGCUUCCCCGUGGUGGCCUCCUCGGCAGCCGCGGGAUCCUCGGGCGGCGACAAGGGCGGGUGAAGGCUGAUAUACACAACAGUGGGACCAUUGAUUAUAUAGAAUUCAUUGCUGCUACAUUGCACCUCAAUAAACUGGAGCGUGAGGAACAUCUAGUUGCAGCAUUUUCGUAUUUUGACAAAGAUGGCAGUGGUUACAUUACUGUGGAUGAGCUUCAACAAGCGUGCAAAGAGCAUAACAUGCCAGCUGCUUUUCUUGAUGAUGUGAUUAAAGAAGCUGGCCAGGAUAAUGAUGGGCGCAUUGAUUACGGGGAAUUUGUUGCCAUGAUGACAAAGGGCAAUAUGGGAGUUGGGAGGAGAACAAUGAGAAACAGCUUGAACAUAAGCAUGAGGGACACGCCUGGUGCCCUCUGA